Nipponia nippon (crested ibis) is the source of this 1440-nucleotide messenger RNA. The record is from RefSeq and is a predicted model, not a curated record. Lineage: Eukaryota; Metazoa; Chordata; Aves; Pelecaniformes; Threskiornithidae.
AUGGAGGAAGAGCUCUCCAUUGGAGUUCAUAUGCAGAAAAACAUGUAUCUGACUCCCAACGUCCAAGCACUGAGCAGAUGCUUGCAGAACAGCAUCAGUUUUUCUGGAUCAACAUUCUCACUGGAUCCAUUUACAGCAACAAAUGGAAGCUACAGACGAAAUCGAUUGAACCUCACAACCCUCUUAGUACAACCAAUUUCUGCAGUGCUUGCCAAAAGACUCGUUUCUUUACCUGAGGACACUGUCCAAAAAGAUAGGUGUAUACCCCUACAAAUGCCAGCUACAGGCAAAAAAAUAAUCAGUCUGAAUGUUCAGUCAGUUACAACUUACAAGACAAUUUCUAAUGUUAUUGGAUAUUUAAAAGGAACUGUAUUUCCUGACAGAUACGUCAUCAUUGGUAGCCAUCACAAUGGUCUGAAUGCUUAUGGUGGGCAAGAGUGGGCCAGCAGCACCGCUAUUAUCACAGCAUUUAUACAAGCCUUGAUGUUGAAGGUUAAGAGAGGCUGGAGACCUGACCGGACCAUUGUGUUCUGCUCAUGGGGAGGAACGUCAUUUGGGAACAUUGGUUCAUAUGAAUGGGCGGAGGAUCUCGAGAGAGUUCUUCAAAGAAAUGUUGUGGCUUACGUUAGCCUCCAUAAUCCGGUCAGAGGGAACUCAACUUUACACCCUGUUGCAUCCCCUUCUCUUCAGCAACUGGCAGCAGAGAGCCAGAGUUUCAACUGCAUGGAAAAGACUAAAUGUCCGGGAUCUAACGUGAGUUCUGUGCAGACACAGGGAGAUUCAGAUUAUUUCAUCAACCAUCUUGGAGUACCUGCCACGCAGUUUUCUUAUGAGGACAUCAAAACAUCAGAGGAUUCUAGCUUUCUCUCCGAAGCCCUUUUUCCUGUACAUACAACAAAAACUGAAGAGCUGGAUCCCUCCUUCAGCCUGCACGAGACCAUUGCAAAGCUAACAGGACAAGUGACUUUGCAAAUUGCCAAUGAACCAGUUUUGCCGUUUAAUGCCCUCGACAUCGCGUUAGAAGUUCAGAACAGUCUUAAAGGUGCUGAAGUAGACAUUCCUCAGUUGCUUGCAGCGGCAUCGCGUCUGAGGGACACCGCAGAAUUGUUCCAAUCGGAUGAGAUGCGCCCAGCUAAUGACCCCAAGGAGCGAGCUCCUGUCAGAGUCCGCAUGCUCAACGAUGUGCUACAAAGCUUGGAGAAAAGCUUCCUGGUUCGUCAGGCUCCUCCAGGACUUUACAGAAAUAUUCUUUACAGACUAGAUGAAAGGACAAGCCAGUUUUCAGUACUGCAAAAGGCACUGGAGCACUGCAAACUACAUCAGUCAAAUGAGACCAUUCAAGCAGCCUUGUCAGAGGUGCUGAACAGCAUCAAUUCAGCUCAGGUUUACUUCAAAGCAGGACUUGAUGUGUUUGAGACUACCUUAGCUGGAAAGAAAUGA